This is a messenger RNA of Theobroma umbraticum, 784 nucleotides long. RefSeq lists its product as uncharacterized. Gene Ontology annotation, cellular component: mitochondrial large ribosomal subunit. The record is from RefSeq and is a predicted model, not a curated record. Gene Ontology annotation, molecular function: structural constituent of ribosome. NCBI's taxonomy places the organism in Eukaryota, Viridiplantae, Streptophyta, Magnoliopsida, Malvales, Malvaceae.
UCUUCCGCUUGAAGCUCUCGUUUCAGCUCAGGAACCCUAAAUCCCUAAAUUGCAGUCCGAAAAAGGAAGGCACAAGAAUUGAACUUUACGAAUUCUCAAGAAAGGGAUAAAGCCAUGGCAUUAAAUCACAUCAGAUCAGUGAGAAGUUUCAUUAUUGCCAAGGAGGCAGUUGGUGUGGGACAUCGAAGGUUUGCUGCUGGGGCCAGCAAAGCCAAGAAGGGCUCUAAAGGUGCAGCCAGUGAUGCUCCAAAAGCAUCAAUACUCAGCAAAGAAGUCAAGUCCACAACAGUGGUUGGUGCAAAUAUACUGAAGGAUGGAGCAGAUCCAAAGAUCAUGCCUGAUUCUGAAUACCCUGAUUGGCUGUGGCAUCUGCUUGACAAACGUCCUGCACUGAGUGAGCUAAGGAGGAAAAACAUCGAAACACUCCCCUAUGAAGAUCUUAAACGCUUUGUCAAGUUGGACAACCGAGCAAGGAUAAAAGAAAACAAUGCAGUGAAGGCCAAAAACUGAUGGUCGUAUAAAAGUGGUUUGUGUGAGGCAUUAUUUCUUUGUUAAGAACGAUGCAUCCUUUCUUCUGGGAUUCCCUCUGCUAAUUGAAUUGCUUGUGUGUAAUGAUGGAAGAGAAAUAGAAGGCAAAGCACAAAUAAUUAUGCAUUUCUCUGUAUGUCCUACUAUCGCUUUAUAGUUUUUCUUUUUCCCUUCACUUUAGAACUUAAGAUUGCUGUUUAGGACAACUAAUCUACCAUUUUCAGUCAUUGAAGGAUUGUUGCAUAGCUUCUCAGGA